AAGCCAUUGAGCGCUGACCUCAAACUGGGGCCAUGAAACUCCUAGCUAGGUGCUUUGGGCAUCCUCGGACGCCUUGGGUGUUCCUUCACCAAGCAAAGAGAUGUCUGGCUUCUUUGAUCCCCUCCUAUUACGAAGCGGUGAAUCGGGGUGACCAGGAAGUGCCCGAGUACUUCAACUUUGCAAGUGAUGUGGUGGACAAAUGGAUGCAAGAGGAAAAGGAUGGAAAGAGAGCUCACCACCCAGCCUUCUGGUGGGUCAACAGUCAGAACAAAGAGGUGAAGUGGAGCUUUAAGGAGCUAGCUUUCUUGUCCCGAAAAGCUGCCAAUGUCCUCUCUGGUCCAUGUGGCUUGCAAAGAAGGGACAAAGUUCUGAUCGUUAUGCCCCGCAUUCCAGAGUGGUGGCUACUCGUUCUGGCUUGUAUGCGAACAGGGAUUAUUUUUAUUCCUGGAACCCCUCAGUUAACAGCUAAAGACAUUUCCUAUAGAAUUCAAGUUUCCAAAGCCAAAGGCAUUGUUGUGGCCGAACAGUCUGUUGAUGCAGUGGAUUCAAUCAUAGCUGAAUGCAAAUUUCUGAAAACCAAGCUUGUUGUGUCCGAUAAAGGCAGAGCUGGCUGGCUGAAAUUCAGUGACUUAUUACAAGCAGCCUCUGGUGACCACGACUGUGUCAAGUCGCGAAGUGAAGAGUUAAUGCUGAUCUACUUUACGAGCGGAAGCACCGGGUCGCCCAAAAUGGUGGAGCAUUGCCACAGUUAUGGCAUUGGAUUUACAUCCAGCAGCAGGCACUGGAUGAAUCUAUCUUCUUCAACUGUGUUCUGGAAUACCUCAGAUCCAGGAUGGGUGAAAACAGCUUGGAGCAGCUUAUUUGGCCCAUGGAUCCAUGGGUCAUGUGUCUUUGUACAUCAUCUACCCCAGUUUGAACCAGCAGUCAUAUUAAAUACCCUGACGAAGUAUCCAAUCACAACUUUAUGCACCGCUCCUACUGCAUUUAGGAUGAUGGUUCAGCACAAUGCCACCAGGUACUUUUUUUGCCACAAAAUAUGA
Messenger RNA from Notechis scutatus (mainland tiger snake), 1040 nucleotides. The record is from RefSeq and is a predicted model, not a curated record. Lineage: Eukaryota; Metazoa; Chordata; Lepidosauria; Squamata; Elapidae.